This is a messenger RNA of Cuculus canorus (common cuckoo), 656 nucleotides long. RefSeq names its product ATP synthase membrane subunit c locus 1 (gene ATP5MC1). The coding region runs from base 149 to 553 and encodes 134 amino acids. NCBI's taxonomy places the organism in Eukaryota, Metazoa, Chordata, Aves, Cuculiformes, Cuculidae. Gene Ontology annotation, molecular function: proton transmembrane transporter activity. The transcript is spliced from 5 exons. Gene Ontology annotation, biological process: proton motive force-driven ATP synthesis; proton transmembrane transport. The record is from RefSeq and is a predicted model, not a curated record.
CACCGGCACCGCCGCCCCCGCAGGUGGGCACGGCGUCGUUCCCCGACAUCCACUGCCCCGCCGCUACCGGGAGCGCUGUGCCGGGCACAGACCGCCGGAAGCGCGGUGCCCGGUGGGGUCGGUCGGUGCCCGGUGGGGGUGAAGCAAAAUGCAGGCUCCUUCGGCUCUCCUCAGCUCGCCGGCGCUGUUGCGGUGCUGUUCCAGGGCUCUGGCCAGACCAGCUUCCGUGUCAGUGUUCAGCAGGCCUGAGACUCAGACUCUACAGCCAGAUGGCGUUUCCCACCAGCUGACCCGCCGCGAGUUCCAAACCAGCGCUGUUUCCAGGGAUAUCGACACUGCUGCAAAGUUCAUCGGUGCCGGUGCUGCCACGGUUGGGGUGGCGGGCUCGGGAGCCGGCAUUGGGACAGUGUUCGGCAGCUUGAUCAUUGGCUAUGCCAGGAAUCCGUCUCUCAAGCAGCAGCUCUUCUCCUAUGCCAUCCUGGGCUUCGCCCUCUCUGAGGCCAUGGGUCUCUUCUGUUUGAUGGUGGCAUUCCUCAUCCUCUUCGCUAUGUGACAACUUCUGGUCCUGGCUGUGGCUUCUACCACUCUGUCCUGUGCGGUUUGAGUCUGCUUCCAUCAGAGCGUUCCAGACUGACAAUUAAAGAAAAGAUUUCUCU